CUCUUUCUCGUUGGAGGCCUUUUUUUGUUUACGUUAUUGCUGUGCGACUACUGGCAUUAACGUAAGCUAGGGAAAACGUUAGCUAAAUGGUCGAAAAUACUGCCUUCUAUUGUUGGGCUCUGAGCUGUGAGUGACACUGCCAGGGAGGGAUGAGGAUCCGGCUGCAGGGCUCAGGCCAUGCCGCCGGCCUCCUCACCGAGCUCAAUCACUGCCGUCUCUCCCGCCUCUUCUGUGAUGUCAUCCUCCAGGUGAGGAGCCGCUCCUUCACAGUGCACCGUGCAGUGCUUGCCUGCGCCGGGACACACUUCCGCAGCCUGUUCUCAGGUAGGGGAAACCAGAUCGGAACUUCUGGAGCCGGAGCCACGACAACAUACUCUCUGGACUUUGUGUCCCCGGCCAACUUUGAGAAGGUGCUGACGUUCAUCUACACCGGAGAGAUCUUCACAGACCUGAUAGAUGUAGGGGUGCUGUAUGAGCUGGCAGAGAGGCUGGGGGUGAGAGAUCUGGUGCGAGCCUGUCACACUACCUUCCCUGACCUGCAGCAGCUGGGCUCAGGCUCUGCAGACUGUGUGGCGAAUGGAGACCUGGACCCUGACAUGGUUGCUGCUGCAGCUGGGUCAUCAAUGUGCUCGUCGUCUGCAGCAUCUUGUUCCUCUCUGUCGUCAUCUGCUGGUCCCUCGGCUGCUCCUACCCCUGCGGCAGCACCAUCACCUCUCCCUCUCCCCCAGGGCAGCAGGGUGGCCAGGCUGGGCCGGGGUGGUGGACACACAGCCACUCUGUCCCUGCCCCUCAAAACAGAGGAUGAGCAGUCUCACCUGGGCUAUGGACAGAUGGGCGAUGGACAGAUGGCCGAAGACAAACGGCUACAGCUGGCUGGAGAUCAGCAGAGUUCAGUAGGUAGUCUCUCCACUGUAGCUGUUGGGGCCACCCCAGGACCUCCCCUUCCCCUGCGGCUGAAGACUGAGGAGGGGGUGGAGGUGAUGAUGGGAGAUGGGGUUGGUAAUGGUGAGGAGGAACAGAUGGUAGCUAGUGGGAGUAGAGCUGGUUCUCUACCUCCAUGUGUGUCUGACGCCUGCUCCUUCCCUUACCCGUCAGCCCAGCUUGGAGGGGGGUUCUGUGGGGUGGAGGCUCCCUGCGCCCCCUCCUCCUCUGGAGACACGCUGGACAGUCUGCAGUUGGGGGUGGUAGAGGGCGGGGUGGGUGGGGUCAGCUGUGGCCACACAGGGGUGACAGGGGUCAUCUUCGAAGGGGAGGAGGAUGAAGAUAAUGAUGACGACAACGAGGAAGAGAGAGAGCAGCUGCAGGGAGAUGAAGAAGGGACUGACGGAGGAGGGGAGCAGUGGAGACCCCUGGCUGAAGACGUCAUUGAGCUGAGCGAUGACGAGAACUACAUGGAGGAGGAGGACGAUGAGGAGGACGAUGAAGAUGAGGACUUGGUGUGUGUGGAGAAUGGAGCAGUGGUUAGCAGAGAGGGAGUGAACCCUGGCCAGAUGUCAGGUAUGGUGGCGUGUAAAGCCUGUGGGAUGGCACUGUUAACAGACUCUGCUGCCCUGAGGGCCCACGCGGAGACUCACCUCACCGAGACAGGGACCUGCAGGGUGUGUGGGGCAUCUUUCCCCGGGGACCGCGGGGCCGGCAUCACCCACGCCCUGUCCCAUGUGGUGUUCUCCUGUGACAUGUGUCAUCUCCAGUUCUGCAGCCAGGCCAAGCUGGUACGCCACAGACGCCAGGCGGCUGCUAGGUACACCCUCCCCAGUCAGCUCCACAAUGCCACCCAGGGGCACAACGGGGAGCUGCAGUGUGCCGUCUGUAACAAAGCCCUCACCAAGGAUUUCCAGGUCAUCAGGGAUCACCUGCUGAGUCACGUGUCUAUCCAGUCACUGAGCUGUGGUGUGUGCCAGCUGCCCCAGCCCUCCCUGUGUGCCCUGCUGUGGCACGCCCUCACCCACCUCUCCCUGCCAGUCUACUCCUGCCCGCUCUGCGCCUGCGGCUUCCUGGAUCGCCCUCUGCUGGACAGACACAUGGCCCUGCAUGCCGAGGAGGCAGCAACGGACAGAGAGGCCAUGAGGGCUCAUAAAGCAGCCAGGGCAGAGGGAGAGGAGGAGCUGCGUUGCUUCUUAUGCCCACAGACCUUCCGCUCUGGCACAGCCUUCCAGUACCACCUGAGCUUUCACACCAACGAGACCCAGCCCCAGGGCCAGGGCAGCCAGGGGUGGACAGGGAAACGUAAGGCUGAGCAGAUGGAGUACUCCUGCUCCUCCUCCUCCCCCCUGGAGGCUGGCAGCCUGGGGAAGCUGGGCAACAUGGGCUUCGGCCUGGGGAUGGGCUCCUUCAGCCUCUCAGACAAGCUGCUUCAGGGGGCUGUGGCGUCUGGCUUCUCCGCAGGCCUCCUGUCCAAUGGGAACUCCUCUAGCAUGGGUGGGUCGGCCAUGGGUGCCACCAUCCCCCGGGUGAAAUGGUACCGCUGUCGGUUCUGCGGCAAACACUUUGCCCACUCUGGCGAGUUCACCUACCACCUGCGCAUCCACACUGGGGAGAAGCCGUACCAGUGCAAGGUGUGCCUGAGGUUCUUCCGAGGCCGCUCGACCAUGAUCUGCCACCUGAAGACCCACGCCGGGGCACUCAUGUACCGCUGCACCGUCUGCGGCCUGUAUUUCUCCACACUCAAGCUGGUUUCCUCCCACAUGGAGAUCCACAAGGACCACCUGCCUGCAGACUUCAAUAUAGAGCAGACUUUCAUGUACAAUGACCACUCCAAAGAACCCCUCCCCGCCCUGGACACCUGAUCAGCUACUCCUCUGGUGUCGCUCUGCCUUCGUCUCUCUUUCACUUCCUUUUAUUCCCCACGUCUUUUUUUUGUCUGUGUGCUUGUCUGUCAUGCUCCUUCUCUUCUCUCUCUCCCUCUCUCUUUCUCUCUCUCUGGUUGUGGACCAUAUCUAUAGACUUGUGGAAUGUAUUUAACUUGUUUUAUGUCUGUAUUUGAGACCAGUUUUGUAGCAUAGUGUAACAGAAAAGGACAUCAUCUUCUUUCUUGGAAGUAGCUUAGCCACUUGGUGGCAGUGUAUGCAUUGUUGUCUAUUGAAAGAAGGACUUGUUACUGUUUACUGUCUGCAAGCUGUUUUCAAGGCAAGUCCAUUUUGGCUUUUCCUAAAAAGUAUAUUAUUACUCUGCUUUACAAAAAGUGUUGUUUUUCUGUCAGUUAAGCUCCAUGUUCAUGUAUCCAUUUAUAUAUGAAACACAUGAUGGACCAUCUGCGUGUCUGUCUGAGUGAAACACCAUAUUUACCACUGUGCACCAAGCGUUAAAGGCCCAGUGCAGUCAAAAACGUGAUUUUCCUGUGUUUUAUAUAUAUUUCCACAUUAUGAGGUUGGAA
This is a messenger RNA of Coregonus clupeaformis (lake whitefish), 3373 nucleotides long. RefSeq names its product zinc finger and BTB domain-containing protein 39-like. Lineage: Eukaryota; Metazoa; Chordata; Actinopteri; Salmoniformes; Salmonidae. The record is from RefSeq and is a predicted model, not a curated record. The coding region runs from base 150 to 2786 and encodes 878 amino acids. The transcript is spliced from 3 exons. Gene Ontology annotation, cellular component: nucleus. Gene Ontology annotation, molecular function: protein binding; RNA polymerase II cis-regulatory region sequence-specific DNA binding; DNA-binding transcription factor activity, RNA polymerase II-specific. Gene Ontology annotation, biological process: regulation of transcription by RNA polymerase II.